AGUAAACAUAUUGAAAACAAACAGGAAGAGAAUGAAACAGAGCAGAUUAAGUUGCUUGAACCUGAUCUGACCAAAAACAACUGCAGCAGCAUCAUCAAAUAAAUAAAAGAAGACGAAGGAGAAUAGGUUUUCACAAUUGUGGGGCAUGGCCAAACUUUAUCUAACGCCAGUGUCAAAAUCAUCAUCCGAGACGAGCCUAUGAUGAACAUUCCUCUUCUCAGUGAGGGAGAGAAGGCCGAUCUGACAUGUUCAGCUCCUUUUCCUUGUCCUGAAACUCCUAAUAUAACAUGGUGGAUCAGGACAAGAGGGGGACACAGCACUUAUCUAAAGGACAACAUCACUCUGAGCACCUCCGAAAGCCUUUCCCUCUCAACUUUGACUCUAACUCCAACCUGUGACGAUCACAAUGCCACUAUAGGAUGUGACGUGAGCUACGGAAGCAAAAUCAUCAGUACAAAUAGGACCCUCGAAGUCACGUAUAUAUUCAUGAACCAAGCGUCUGUUGGAUCUGUGACGAUAACCACUGUGACAAAGGAGCAUGCUGGGGUUUACAGCUGUAUGAGGACAUUUCAGAACAAGACCCUGAAUGCAUCCAUCACUUUAAAUAUAAUUUAUAAAGCAGCUUUUCAAGUGAAUAUGGACAUCAAAACAAUCACAGCAUUUCUGAUGGGAAUAUCAACUUCAGCAGUCAUCUUCUCUGUGGUUUUGUGCUGUCAAGGGUCUUGGAAAAGGGACAAGACAUAUGGAGUGGUAGCCACGAACACAUACACUGAAGUUGUACUGGAAUAUUUUCAAGGAAAAAAUUUAAGGAGAUACUGUAUGAAAGAGUGAGAUUAAUCAUUUGGAUUAAAUGAUUUGAAUUUAUAACUUAUAGUUUUUUUUUUAUUAUCAUGUUGGAUAUAGAUUUUUCUGAAAUUGUAAAAUAUAAUAUAUUAAGUCACUUCUUCACAAAUUUAGAAACUUAAUUCUGUCUGAGUUUAUCUUUGUUAUUGCUGAAUGAUUUCUCCUUGUUCAGAGAUAUUUUCUUUGACAAAUAAAACAGUGUUAAUUAA
Molecule: messenger RNA, 1052 nt
Organism: Carassius gibelio (silver crucian carp)
Lineage: Eukaryota; Metazoa; Chordata; Actinopteri; Cypriniformes; Cyprinidae
Exons: 5
Coding region: 199-831 (210 amino acids)
Source: RefSeq, a predicted model, not a curated record